Porites lobata is the source of this 1194-nucleotide messenger RNA. Lineage: Eukaryota; Metazoa; Cnidaria; Anthozoa; Scleractinia; Poritidae. The record is from the annotation of a GenBank genome assembly.
GUAAGUGCCUUUGUCAGACUUCUUAUUUCUUUGAAUACCCAAGAUUUAAGCGAUGAACAGCAAGAAAUAAUAGUUAAAGAUUUAGAACAUCGGGUGCAGGUGUACCAAAAAUUCCAUGACGUUUCGACACCUGAUAGUAUAAGAGCCUUUACUGAAUAUUUGGAAAAGGCUUUCAAUGUGGCCAUAUUGAUGGUGGAAUCUGGAUCGUUGAUAAUAACAGUGCAAUGCCCCAACCUAGAGAGUCUUGAAAGUCUGUGGAAUGACUAUCAAUCUGGUCACCUUAAUGACAUCGCUGAGACGUUCCUGGUGACUGAUGAACUGAAGAGAAAACUCCGGAUGGACAAUAUCAAUUUGAAGACAACUAUAGAAGAAGAAAACUACUUGAUUUGUAAGAUGGCUUUCAUGGAAAUUUCAGGUGAGCUGGACAAUCUUAAAGCAAACCUAAUUGACCGCCCGUGGGUGAAAUGUUUUGCCAGGACUUUUUUACUCGCGGCCCCGUAGGUGUGGUAGAGCACUGAGUGCAAUAAUUCAGCCAAGUGUUACCACUUUGGCAGUUUACAAUGAUAACUUUGUAAUUCUACCAGUCCGUAGAAUUCCAUGUACCACCUUAGUAGUAAAUAAACGGGGCAUUCAUAGACUAGUGGAGGUCAUGCAACAACAACAAAUAUUGACGAAUGCACUUCCUUAGUAGGAACGAUUGGGAUUGGAGGAUACCUCUUGAAGUACUCGUCACUCAUGUUUACUUUAUUUUAUUGAAUUCGCCAAGGUAACUCAACACGGUGACAGGGGAUAAAACAGGACUAACUUCCCAAUUGAUAUUAACCCUUUCAUUACCCACCCAGCCCAUGAAAGGUUGUACCACACAUGCAACCAGGGUGUACGCCCGUACUCUUUACGAACAGCAGUGUGGGUCCUCUUACGUCCCACAAGAAUCAAAGCAUUGAAAGAGCUGUGAAAGGAGGCCUUGCGAACAUCAUUUUUUAACAAGCAAUAAAGCAUUCCCCAAAGGUGUCCGCUUAAAACAAGUAUUAAUGGCCGUUGUAACUUGUAUACUAUUGUUGGUGAUACUAUCGUUUUUUAUUACUAGGGGUAGCAACUAUCAACAAAUCUUCAUCUCAAACAGUUGAUUCAGGUCAGGUAGAAGAUCCAAGGUUGGAUGGAACAAAGUCAGAUGUUGUGAAGGUAAGAAUAUUU